Phyllostomus discolor (pale spear-nosed bat) is the source of this 4535-nucleotide messenger RNA. RefSeq names its product BRCA1 associated RING domain 1 (gene BARD1). Gene Ontology annotation, molecular function: protein binding. The record is from RefSeq and is a predicted model, not a curated record. NCBI's taxonomy places the organism in Eukaryota, Metazoa, Chordata, Mammalia, Chiroptera, Phyllostomidae. The coding region runs from base 137 to 2470 and encodes 777 amino acids. The transcript is spliced from 11 exons.
CCCGGCGUCCUGCGGGUUCGGACGCGGGAAUCGCUGGUGUCAGGGGUCGGGGUCACAGGCCAGUGGCGUCUCGGUCGUUGUCCCGGUCCGCUCUGCUUCCCACUGUCCGAGGAGGUUUUCCUGCGAAGGCAGGGCGAUGCCGGAGAACCGGCAACUGAGGGUCCGCUCCGGGAACCAGCCUCACCCCGCGCCCACCAUGGAGCCGGCGGCUGGCGGGGACUGGGCCCACAGCCGCGCGGCGCUCGACCGGCUGGAGAAGCUGCUGCGCUGCUCGCGUUGCAAUAAUAUUCUGAGAGAGCCUGUGUGUUUAGGAGGAUGUGAGCACAUCUUCUGUAGUAACUGUGUAAGUGACUGCAUCGGAACCACAUGUCCAGUGUGUGGUACCCCAGCUUGGAUACAGGAUGUGAAGAUAAAUAGACAACUGGACAACAUGAUCCAGCUUUGCAGUAAGCUUCGCAAUUUGCUACAUGAGAAUGAGCUUUCAGAUUUAAAAGAAGAUACAUCCGGGAAAAGUUUAUUUCAUGAUGCAGAAAGCAAGAAGAAUUCAAUAAAAAUGUGGUUUAGUCCGCGAAGUAAGAAGGUCAGAUAUGUUGUAAGUAAAAUUUCCGUGCAAACCGAGCCUCACAAGAUAAAUGAUGAAAAUGCUCAGCAGGCCUCAGCAUAUGAGUAUGUUUCCACAAGUCCUCCAGUGGAUGUUUCUGUGAGGGCUAAAAAGUCUUCUGCAAGACCUGGAAAAAGACAGAAAAAGAAAAUUUUAAACAAAAUCAACCAGGAAUGGAAUUUAGAGGCAGACAAAAAAGAUGGUGAACUUGACUCCAAAGAGGAAUCUAAGGAGAAGCUGGUAUCUUUCUGUAUCCAGCCAACCAUCAUUGCCAGCCCUCAGAGAAAUGGUGAAAUAGACUUGCUAGCCAGUGGCUCUGUAGCAGAAGAUGAAUGUUUGGGAAGUUUAACCGAAGUGUCUUUACCAUUGGCUGAGCAUAUAGAGUCUCCAGAAAUUGAGAGCAGGGAUGAAGUAGUGACUCCUGAGAAGAAUCCCUGCGAGAAUGAUCUCACACCUAAGAAACCUGUGCCCGGAGGUCAUAAAGGAAAACGUGGGUGUCGCGGGAGACUGUCCAGUCCCGCGUCUAAGAGAUGUAGGAGCAGCGCUGCCAGCACCGGUGGAGAUGUUGUGGAGCAAACGGUGCUCUCGGAAAACAUCCCGAGGCCUGGCUCUUCCUUGCCACCUUCAAGGAAACGUAAAGUUGGUGACACAGCAAGGAGGAAAAACAGUAGUGUGUUAGAUGAGUCCGUCAGCUCUUCACCAGGCACGCCACCUUCUGCCCUGAACAGUACGAGUCUCAGACGGAUGCUGCCCAGCCCCUCAGCCAUGAGGCUUUCGCCCAGUAGCAACCUUACGGCUGUGAAAAGAAAUCAUAAGGGAGAGACUUUGCUCCAUAUUGCUUCAAUUAAGGGCGACAUACCUUCUGUUGCAUACCUCUUACAAAAUGGAAACGACCCGAAUGUUAAAGACCAUGCUGGAUGGACACCAUUGCAUGAAGCCUGCAGUCAUGGGCACCUGAAGGUGGUGGAAUUGUUACUCCAGCACAAGGCACUGGUGAACACUACUGGCUAUCAGAAUGACUCUCCGCUGCACGAUGCGGUUAAGAAUGGGCACGUGGACAUAGUCAAGCUGUUACUGUCCUAUGGAGCUUCCAGGAACGCUGUUAACAUAUUUGGCCUGCGACCUGUGGACUGUACCGAGAGUGAAAUCAUGAAAUCGCUGUUGCUGCUACCGGAGAAGAAUGAAUCAUCAUCAACUAGCCAUUGCUCAGUAGUGAAUGCUGGUCAGCGUAGGGGUGGACCCUUUGUACUCAUAGGCAGUGGACUUUCUUCAGAACAACAGAAGAAGCUCAGUGACCUUGCAACGAUUCUUAAGGUUAAAAAAUGUGCUGAGUUUGACAGUACAGUAACUCACGUCAUUGUUCCUGGUGACACAGUUCAGAGCACCCUAAAAUGUAUGCUGGGGAUUCUCGGUGGAUGCUGGAUCCUGAAGUUUGAGUGGGUGAAUGCUUGUCUACAAAGCGGAGACUGGGAGCAGGAAGAGAAGUUUGAGGUUCCUGGAGGACCCCAGAGAAGCAGGAUCAACAGAGAACAGCUGUUGCCAAAGCUCUUUGAUGGAUGCUACUUCUAUUUCGGAGGAAUCUUCAAACACCAUCCAAAGGACAACCUCAUUAAGCUCGUCACUGCAGCUGGGGGCCAGAUCCUCAACAGGAAGCCCAAACCUGACAGUGACGUGACUCAGACCAUCAACACAGUCGCGUACCAUGCCAACCCGGACUCCGAUCAGCGCUUCUGCACACAGUACAUCAUCUACGAGGACCUGUCCAGUCAUCGCCCAGAGAGGGUCCGGCAGGGCAAGGUGUGGAUGGCUCCUUCUAGCUGGUUCAUAGAUUCCGUGAUGUCCUUUGAGCUGCUCCCCCUUGACAGUUAAAUACUGCACCGGAUGAGCACUGCAAAUUGAACUUACUGUUUGCUGUUUUGAUCAUUUGCAUUUUCAUAAAUAGAUAGACUCAUUCAUGUAUUUUUUUCCUUGAAUUAAAAAAACCUUAUGUCAGAUUAGGAAUUUAUCCUGUGUUUACCAUUUAGAUGGUGAGUUUGCAUUGAAGGAUUUUCUUUUUAAAACUGACAUAUAUUUUGAUUUAUCAUGUCUUUCUACUCAAAUUAUCAGCUAUCAAAGAUUAAUGAGAGGGUAUUGGAACUAUCGGUUGAUGUACAAGUGGUAUCAUUAAUGCCUCAGCCUUGUAAUGUUUUCUGAUGAAAUAAUCCAUACCUGCCACCAGCAGAAAUACUUGCCAUCCUUUAGUAAACAAAGAAUAGUAUCAAAUAACUUUCUGUGGCUUUAUCGUAAUGAAAGUAGAGUACCUGGCCUACAUGUGUUACCAUAGGUGUUAAAUUCCUCUCUUGUCUACAGUUGUAUUUCAUUUUACAUUGUAUUUAUUUAGUUUUUUAUUAUACUUGGAUGUCUGUACCUGCAUUUUUAUCUCUUACUUUUACCUUGCCUCUUUAUCAGGAAAUCAUGAUUUGAACCAUAACAUUGUUUUUUGGUUGUAAAAAUCAACAUUGGUUUAUGGCACAUAUUUAUCGUAUAUGAUUGCUUAUUGUGAACUAUCAGUGUGCUGCUGUGUUUACAUAUAUGAAUACAUACUUCAAGCGUUUUCUCUAACAUAUUUUAGUAUCUGUAUUUCUUAGAAGGUCUCAUCGGACUUGCAAAUUGUCAAUAAAAUGUUGAUAAAUUAGGAGGCAGUCUUUUCUGGUAGACUUUGCUACCUAUUGCUAAAAUAAUUUUUUGAAGGUUUUAAGUUCUUCCUUCAUAAAGGUUUUUUGUUUUGUUUUUCAUCUGUGGAUUUCUCUGGAGGCAGGAGUUGGGGAUUACUUGAUUUAGAACAGAUUGUAUCCAGAUGACAGCGAAAGGCGUGACAGUAGGUUCAGGCGGAGGCGCGGGGAGAACCUGCUCAGCACAGCGAGGCAGCCGAGGCUGCGGAGGGUGGACGCGGUGCCGCCUGAGGGCGGGGAGCCCCAGGGCGGCCCCUCUCGUCUGCGUGUUCUCGGCAGAUUGCCUCAUUUAAGGACAUUUUUAAAGAAGUCUUAGAAACGGAAUGUUCUCCUGAGAGGAAGGACACGGGCUGGAAACCUCUGUGAGACCGGUCGGUUAGGUGACUCCUGGGCCACAGCACAGUGGGAUAGUCCCUGGCAGAGAGUGUACAGCGAUUCUGAAAUGAAUGGGCAUUUCAACAUCCCUUCAUUUGAAAGUUUGAGAUUCCGCUGAUUGUUCAAAAUAAAUUUUACUUUAAUUUCCCCUUAGACAUAUUACUUUUCCGUAUCAAGAAAUACAUUGUGUGAUUACAGUACUAUACUGCUGACCCUGACCUUCAGGGGUGAAUUAGCUCUGAGACACACUUUCCAGCCAGUAAUGUGUUUGUCCCACAUUUCAUUCCAGUGCAGAAUGAUGAACACCACAGCACCACGCAGAUCCGAGGGGGUUAGCUAAUGUCUGGGUGAAAUGUAAGAGACUCUGGGAUUUGGGUCAUCGUUUUUGAUUUAUACCUGACAUUUCAUCACUUUCUGUGAGCUCAUUGGUCACGUUCCUAGACAGGUUUGUGUCUGUUCCUCCGCUCCGGGUCCGUGUGUAAGAGCACCUUUGGGGAGGUUGCUCGCUUUCACUUACCCCUUUUCUUGGCCUGUGCCCCUCCCUCCUUGUCACAUUUUGUGCCCCACUGGUGAGCAGCUUUAUUUUGGGUUAUUUUAAGUAUGUAUUUUGACAGCAGUUGAUUGAUGUCAAGCUCUCGAAACUUGUACUUUCUGCAUAUGUAUACUUGUAAUUAUUUUCAUUUUUCAAUCAUAGAUUCAAGCUUGCUUUUAUUUGCUGAAACCAUUAAACGUUAUUUGUGUUUCUGUGUCUUCUAUAGAAGUGUUUUAUUCUAUAUUCCUGAAGAAUGAGACUCAGAAAGACUUUGAGGACAUCUUUCAGCUAAUAAAAACUUGCCUUUUUUAGCUCU